AUGUCUUCUUCAAGCUCCCGCGCCACCUCGCGGAAGCAAAGCCCGACGCAUGUGGAGAUGCCUAUCUUCGUCUGUCUGCGGUGCCGGGCGAGCAUUGAUCUGAGGGUUUCUCACACACCGAAGAACCAGAAUCGUCCCUUCUAUGUGUGCAGUGAGAAUGGGGUGAAAUGUUUCUUUCUUUGGGUCGAUGCUUUGGCCAAGACUCUGAUGAAUGAACUGCAAGAAGAGCAUGAAGAAUGGUUGCGCAUGCUACCACGAACGACAGUGGCCGCAGCACGCGCUCUGGAAGAAGAGAUGGAGGGCGAAGCACACACUGACAGAGAGAUAGCUAUUGAGCUUAGGAUGUUGAAGAAGAAGGUUAGGAAGCUUGAAGAUCAAGCACAAAUACCAAUACCCAUUUGCAAUUACUUUUGGGCAUUUGUAGGUAUGGUAAUCGCACUAGGUGUAAUGUUGAAAUUUUAUGGAAAGACAUGA
Molecule: messenger RNA, 474 nt
Organism: Triticum turgidum subsp. durum (durum wheat)
Lineage: Eukaryota; Viridiplantae; Streptophyta; Magnoliopsida; Poales; Poaceae
Source: the annotation of a GenBank genome assembly